This is a messenger RNA of Cladophialophora psammophila CBS 110553, 2115 nucleotides long. RefSeq lists its product as uncharacterized. Gene Ontology annotation, molecular function: transcription coregulator activity. Gene Ontology annotation, biological process: regulation of transcription by RNA polymerase II. Lineage: Eukaryota; Fungi; Ascomycota; Eurotiomycetes; Chaetothyriales; Herpotrichiellaceae. The record is from RefSeq and is a predicted model, not a curated record. Gene Ontology annotation, cellular component: mediator complex. The transcript has a single exon. The coding region runs from base 1 to 2115 and encodes 704 amino acids.
AUGGCUACACCAACUAAAUCCCAGAACAUUUCCACACCGAAGCCGCAGCUCUCUCCUCCUAACAGACUCAUGGCCUCGCCUCGACCUGGCACCUCAGGCAACUCGAGUCGCCCUCUCGCCUACAAAUCUCCCGCCGUCAAGACUCCAGCCUCAGGACACGGACAUCAUGUCAGUGUCUCCUCACAACCCUCUUCCACACCCCUGGCGGCAACUGCUGUUCAUGAUGACCUGCUAGCUCUCAAUUCGCCUGCAACCGCUCUCAUCAACUCCCUGGGCGCUACAGGACUCACGCCUUUGGGAAGCGGUGCCGACGGCCUGGGCAUUACCACAACUCUGCCAGGUGGUCCCGUUAGACCUGCUCCUCCUCCUAUAAACCCCGAGGUAGAACGACUGCACAGGGCGGAACUGGUCGUUGAUAUGCUCAAGAGUCGCAUCGCUGGCCACGGAAUCACGCGUGGAGGGGUGGAGAGAAUUGCACAGCUACAAGGGUUCACCACUCUAUGGGACGACGAUAACCUGACAAUCGCGGGAAAUUGCGUCGAUCUCGAGAUAAACUUCGAAGCUGGUGGUAGAGACGAGGUUAGGGAUGUUAGUCUCAAGCUUAACAUAUCAGACACAGCGUCCGAAAACGAGGAGCCUCAGUUCCAAGAACAAGGCACCCAGGUUAUUAAGGAUAAUCUGCGAAAUCUGGAUGUUGUCGACGGAGUAGCGCGAUGGAAAUCUCUUGAUUCUUUUGCUGCCAACUUACAGUACCUGAGCCAACUCGAUAGAAUCGAGAGCGGAACGCCGUGCUUUACCGCAGUGGGAGACCUAUACAAUGCGUUCCAGAAGAUUUGGAAUGCAGAGAAGGAGAAGUUCAGAGGGCGAACUCUUCGGCAACAUUUGAGACAGGGCGCUGUUGGCAGACCUGUGAUGGAUCGAAAGCCCAGAUUGGGUCUGGCAUUGGACUUUUGGGGCCCUAAGGAGGAACUAGGCCAAACACCUGAAGCGAUCGCCAACGAUAUGGUCGACGAUGCCACAUGCCUCUACACGGCGCAGAUAUCUUGCGAGCCUGGGUUACCCUCGACCGCCACCACAAAGCAGUGGGUCUCGGACCGUGUUCUUAUCGAGGACCAACACGAAAUGCUGGAUGUCGGAAACGAGAAAUUGAAGCCAGACUGGCGAGACCCUGCCCAGGAUUCGUCGAGCUCAGAUCCAUUGGUCAAGGCGGAAUCAGAUGAAGCAAGCACGGAGAAGCCGACAGAUAUGGCCUCAGGCGUCUUGGACAUGCACUUCUUAUGCACCUUGCAGCCCGAAGUCUACCUCCCUCUCAAUAUAGCAGCCGGCCUCAACGUGGAGAUUGCCAUGGUGGACAUCAACCAAGAGCAGACCUCGACAUAUCAAGUGGCGCUGCAUAAACACUUCAACAUUGCCGCUGUCAAUGGUAUCAGAAGCGCCCCUCAAGAGAGAUGGCUUAGAGUCUUACCGAUUGCUGACGAUAAAGAUCCAACCCGGCUGCGACGGCAUUCAUAUGCCUUGCAAUCCUCCCGGCACGCUCCGCCCCUAUGGUGUUAUCCUGUGAAGCACCUGAAGUUCAACCAUCCUAAACAGCUUGCAGCUGUGUUGCCUGUUAUUCGACAGUACGCCGUUGUUUGGGGCAUUCUGCGAAAUCUGGCUGAGCACGAGAGUAACCAACAGGCAUGCCCGUCAAUGGCGGCCCAAUCCACCAGGAAACAGAAUUCAGAAUCCACCCACCGACCCCUAAAGCGCACGAACAAGAAGACCCCCGGCUCUGACCUCGACGAUCUCGUGAGGCCAAAUGGUGAGCUGGAUCCUGGUGAGCCGUUGCCAAUCGACCUGAUCCUGGAUGUGCUCUCUGAUGUUCCGAAGGCAAGGCUUGAUGUGUACAUCCCGUUGCGCCUGCCGCUUAGAAGAAAUCAAAAGCCCCCGUUCAUUUUCUUGUCCUUGAAUAUCUGUCAGGGUGGCGGAAUUGAAGUUCGAGACUUGCGCGGAAUCCACAAAGAUGCCGCGGAUAGUGUGGGCUUUCGAUCCAAGAUCGUGCGGAUUUUGGAGGUGACGGAAGAUAUUGGCUUGAUGGUUGAAUGGCUUCUAGAGCAAGCUUUUGCGCGCAGGUGA